Batrachochytrium dendrobatidis JAM81 is the source of this 1104-nucleotide messenger RNA. RefSeq lists its product as uncharacterized. The coding region runs from base 1 to 1104 and encodes 367 amino acids. The transcript is spliced from 5 exons. Gene Ontology annotation, molecular function: protein binding. Lineage: Eukaryota; Fungi; Chytridiomycota; Chytridiomycetes; Rhizophydiales. The record is from RefSeq and is a predicted model, not a curated record. Gene Ontology annotation, cellular component: mRNA cleavage and polyadenylation specificity factor complex.
AUGCCUCCAUUUGGCAAUUCGCAUAACUUGAGCACAUCUGUUACUACAAAGUUUAUUCAUCUGUCAGCCAACAAAGUGAAAUGUCCCAUUAAUGCAGUUUGUUGGACUCCUGAAGGUCGCCGUUUGAUUACUGGAGCUUCAUCUGGAGAAUUUACCAUGUGGAACGGUCUUACAUUUAAUUUUGAAACCAUUUUACAGGCACACGACUCGGCAGUUCGAGCAUUAAAAUGGUCACAUAGUGAUACCUGGAUGAUAUCUGCUGAUGAUAGCGGCAUUAUAAAGUACUGGCAAUCCAGCAUGAAUAACCUCAAAAUGUUUCAAGGACACAAGGAAACCGUUCGAGAUCUAACAUUUUCUCCUACUGAUUCUAAAUUUGCAUCCUGUUCUGAUGAUGGAACCAUUAAAAUUUGGUCGUUUGCAGAUGCUGUUGUUGAGCGGACACUUACAGGUCACGGCUGGGAUGUCAAGUGCUUGGAUUGGCAUCCAACCAAGGGAAUUCUUGCAUCAGGAUCAAAGGAUAACCUUGCAAAAUUGUGGGAUCCAAGAACUGGAAAAUCUCUUUCUACUUUACAUGGACACAAGAACACUAUUAUGCAAGUACAAUGGAACAAGAAUGGAAACUGGCUACUGACUGCAUGUCGCGAUCAGCUUGCACGGGUGUAUGAUAUUCGCACAAUGAAGGAGUUGCAGAUAUUUAAAGGGCAUAAGCGAGAAGUUCAAUCUAUUCGAUGGCAUCCAGUACAUGAAAACAUGUUUGUUAGCGGUGGUUGGGAAGGCAGUAUGAUUUUCUGGGAAGUAGGAUCUGAUACACCAUUAGCUACAAUGGAACAUGCGCAUGACAAUUCAGUGUAUUCACUGGACUGGCACCCGCUUGGUCAUAUGCUAGUAUCUGGGUCAAACGAUCAUACCACUCGUUGGUGGACACGAAACCGUCCUGGGGAUGCUAUGUAUGAUCGAUACAAUGUACCCAAAAGUGAUCAGGCCGAAGGAGUAACUCAUCGUGGAGGAGAGGACAAUGAUUUGCGACGAGUUCCAGGAUCUUGUAUGUAUCACUUGUUCCUAUUGCUCAAUAUCAAGCAGUUGAUUCAUAUAAUAGCAUGCUAA